UUUACGUGCAGUAAUCCGCACACAGGCGUUAGUUCAUUUUGUCCAUCAAUAUGACAUACUGUGCAUUAAACCAAUGUGGAUCUCCAGCAUUCGAGUGAGGCUUCCGCCCCCUCUGCUAUCUCAAGUUUUUUUUGUUGAUUGAUUGAAACAGAUGCCAAUGUUGCCAUAGCUUGCUUUACCGAACUUGGUACAACACCGGUUUAGGCAUGCCUCUGGCUCGCAGCCUGUCCAUCACCUCCCUGUCGGGGUUGGAGGAGUGGGAUGAGGAGUUUGACCUGGAGGACGCUGUCCUCUUCGAGAUCGCAUGGGAGGUGGCCAACAAAGUUGGUGGGAUUUACACAGUGAUCCAGACCAAAGCCCGUCUGACAGCAGAGGAAUGGGGAGAAAACUAUUUCCUGGUUGGUCCGUACGUGGAGAGUAACGUCCGCACCCAGGUGGAGCUGAUCGAGCCCACCAACCCUGCCCUUAAGAGAGCCAUAGACAAGAUGAAUUCCAGUGGAUGUAAGGUGUACUUUGGUCGUUGGCUGAUUGAGGGCAGUCCAUACGUGGUGCUGAUAGAUGUGGCGUUCACUGCCUGGAACCUGGAUAAGUGGAAAAAAGAGUUGUGGGACAACUUCUCUAUCGGGGUGCCCUGGUUCGACCGCGAGGCCAACGACGCCGUCCUCUUUGGCUUCUUGACCGCCUGGUUACUAGGAGAGUAUGCAGCGCAGUGUGAGGAGCCUCCCCAUAUCCUGGCCCAUUUCCAUGAGUGGCUGGCAGGCCUGGGCCUGGCGCUAUGCAGACAGAGACAGUUGCCCGUGGCAACUAUCUUCACCACCCACGCCACCCUGCUGGGACGUUACCUGUGUGCCGGCAGUGUGGACUUCUACAACAACCUCGCCGAUUUCAACGUGGAUAAGGAGGCGGGGGAUAGACAGAUCUACCAUCGGUAUUGUCUGGAGCGGACCGCGGCGCGCUGCGCUCAUGUCUUCACCACCGUCUCUCAGAUCACAGCCGUUGAGGCAGAGCACCUGCUCAAGAGGAAACCAGACAUAAUCACCCCUAACGGGCUGAACGUGAAGAAGUUCUCUGCCAUGCAUGAGUUCCAGAACCUGCACGCCCAGAGCAAGAACCGUAUCCAGGAGUUCAUCAGAGGUCACUUCUAUGGGCACCUGGACUUCAACCUGGACAAGUGUCUGUUCCUGUUCAUCGCUGGGAGGUAUGAGUUCAGCAACAAAGGAGCUGAUAUCUUCUUGGAGGCUUUGGCCAGACUCAACUAUCUACUGAGAGUCAACCACAGCGAUGUGACUGUCGUUGCGUUCUUCAUCAUGCCUGCGCGGACCAACAACUUCAACGUGGAGACGCUGAAAGGCCAAGCAGUCAGGAAGCAGCUCUGGGAUACCGCUCAAACAGUGAAAGAACGCUUCGGAAAGAAACUUUAUGAAUCACUGCUGGUUGGGCAGUUGCCGGACGUGUCCAAGAUGCUGGACAAGGACGACUUCACCAUGAUGAAGCGUGCCAUCUUUGCCACCCAGAGGCAGUGCCAGCCUCCCAUCUGUACCCACAACAUGCUGGAGGACAGCAACGACCCCAUCCUCACUUGCAUUCGCCGCAUCGGCCUGUUCAACAGCUCUGCCGACCGCGUCAAGGUGAUCUUCCACCCAGAGUUCCUGUCCUCCACCUCUCCCCUCCUGCCGAUGGAUUAUGAAGAGUUUGUAAGAGGCUGCCAUCUUGGAGUGUUCCCCUCUUACUAUGAACCAUGGGGAUAUACACCAGCUGAGUGUACAGUCAUGGGGAUCCCCUCAAUCUCUACCAACCUCUCUGGGUUUGGCUGCUUCAUGGAGGAACACAUAGCUGAUCCCUCAGCAUACGGAAUCUACAUCCUUGAUCGACGGUACAGAGGGGUUGAUGAGUCAUGUAACCAGCUCACAUCGUACCUGUUCCAGUUCUGUCAGCAGAGCCGGCGCGCCAGGAUCAUCCAGCGGAACCGCACCGAGCGCCUGAGUGACCUUCUGGACUGGAGAUAUCUGGGCAGGUAUUACAUAUCAGCUCGUCACAUGGCCCUGGCUAAAGCCUUCCCGGAUACCUACUUCUACCAACCUCAUGACUCUGAGACUGCCCAAGGUUUCCGUUACCCUAGACCGGCCUCUGUGCCCCCAUCUCCGUCUCUGUCGCGCCACUCCUCCCCCCGCCAAAGCGAGGCGGAAGAAGAUGAUGACCGCUAUGACGAAGAUGCAGAGGCAGAGAAAGACCGCUUGAACAUCCGCCAGCCCUUGACCCUGCCUAGUAAAAAGGGUCCCGCCUUGCCUUACACCCUGCCAGGUGCCAACGGAGAGAAAAACGGAGCCGCCAGCGUGAAAAACUGACUGUCUCACACACACAACAUACACAAACGUACAUAUGCUGACACUCACCACACAACAUACAUGUUACAAACACGGCACUCUUAUCCUGACCGUCUCCACUUCCAUAAUAUAGAUCUGACAACUGCUGAAGAGAUGAGCUCUUACAGAAUGUUAUUCAUCCAGCAGCCAGAACGUCUUCCAAACCUACAUGCAGCUCCGCCUCUGGGCAUCCUGUCCUGACAUGGAGGAGGAGAGGGAAAGGAUGGCAAGCCCGGUGACGUUUCCUUGAGUUAAAGAGCCCAGCUUUGAGAUAACAAAGUGGGGUAACUUGGAGUAUAUAGGAGGGUUACCUCUGGUCAUUAAUCUAGGUUACCUCUGGUCCACAGGAGGCUGCUGAGGGAGGAUCAGCUGGAAUAAUGACUGAAACCAUGUGUUUGAUGUAUUUGAUAUCAUUCCAGGUAUUCUGCUCCAGCCAUUACCAUGAGCCCGUCCUCCCCAAUUAAGGUGCCACCAACCUCCUGUGCUCUGGUCCUUAAUCUAGGAAUUUAUGAAAUCCUUGCCAGUGUAGACUAACAUGAGUUGUAACUGAGGCUAAGAUAACCGUAUCAUCAGGAUAAAGAAACUAGGGCUAAUUAGUCUUGCUAACAAGGGCAAAGGCAUUGGCCCACUAUGUCAUAGUCGGGGCGGCAGGGUAGCCUAGUGGUUAGAGCGUUGGACUAGUAACCGAAAGGUUGCAAGUUCAAAUCCCUGAGCUGACAAGGUACAAAUCUGUCGUUCUGCCCCUGAACAGGCAGUUAACCCACUGUUCCUAGGCCGUCAUUGAAAAUAAGAAUUUGUUCUUAACUGACUUGCCUAGUUAAAUAAAGGUAAAAUAAAAAAUAAAUAAAUAAAUAGUCACACAACCUACCCAACAGCGGCAAUUAUCCUGUUCAGACACUGUAGCAGUAACAGAAACCUGUUUAAACAGCAGCAGUACUUUUCCUGUCACACUGUAGCAGUAACAGAAACCUGUUUAAACAGCAGCAGCACUUUUCCUGUCACCCUGUAGCAGUAACAGAAACCUGUUUAAACAGCAGCAGCACUUUUCCUGUCACCCUGUAGCAGUAACAGAAACCUGUUUAAACAGCAGCAGUACUUUUCCUGUCACACUGUAGCAGUAACAGAAACCUGUUUAAACAGCAGCAGCACUUUUCCUGUCACACUGUAACAGCAACCCAACAAGCAGCAGUACUUCCCUUGGCUAGGAAACCAAUAAGUGACACAUUUAGAGCUGGGCCCAUAGAGUUAGACUAGAUAGAUGUACUGUAUAUAGCCUGUUUUCUGCAUGGACAUUGCCAUUGAGGGCUUCUACCACAGGUACUAAGAUGAGUCCUCUUUCUAACUCUAUGGCUGAGCCUCAGAACGUCCUGCUGAAGAGCCUCCUGCUGAAACAGGCUCCCAUUCGUUCAGAGAUUCAGACCUUUCUGUGGGUGUCGUCGUCUUCUCUGGGCCUUGUACUGUAUUAGAACCGGCAUUACUGUGUGUAGAAACUGUCGAUUGGUCACCUUUUAACCUUUCAGUCAGUGAGCCUGUGUUUGAGUGUUUUUCUUUGUGUGUGUGUUUGUGAUGGAACACUGAUUCUGCCUGCACUCGGAGGUUUAGGUAAAAGGUGGGGCUUCCGUCCUGAGAAGCUAGUGGUGUUUUUAGACGACAGACUGUAUUAGAGAGGAGGAAGGGAAAAGGUCACAGGUUUGGGUGGAUCCUAUUCCCAGCUGUGCACAGCCAGAUAACGAGAUGAGUUGAUCCAGAUCCCACACUGCUGUCAGUUUGUUUGUGUUACAAUCACACACCAGAGGAGGAGAAAAUAAAGUCUAUUCUAUGUAUUAAUGAUGAAA
Messenger RNA from Salvelinus fontinalis (brook trout), 4198 nucleotides. Its product is annotated as glycogen [starch] synthase, muscle-like. NCBI's taxonomy places the organism in Eukaryota, Metazoa, Chordata, Actinopteri, Salmoniformes, Salmonidae. Gene Ontology annotation, biological process: glycogen biosynthetic process. Gene Ontology annotation, cellular component: cytoplasm. The transcript is spliced from 16 exons. The record is from RefSeq and is a predicted model, not a curated record. Gene Ontology annotation, molecular function: alpha-1,4-glucan glucosyltransferase (UDP-glucose donor) activity. The coding region runs from base 207 to 2345 and encodes 712 amino acids.